This is a messenger RNA of Diplodia corticola, 993 nucleotides long. Its product is annotated as rta1 domain. Gene Ontology annotation, cellular component: fungal-type vacuole; plasma membrane. NCBI's taxonomy places the organism in Eukaryota, Fungi, Ascomycota, Dothideomycetes, Botryosphaeriales, Botryosphaeriaceae. The transcript is spliced from 3 exons. The coding region runs from base 1 to 993 and encodes 330 amino acids. The record is from RefSeq and is a predicted model, not a curated record.
AUGAACAACGCCUCGUUACGGACUGGCUGCCAUGCCUAUGUACCAGGACACAAGACCUCCUAUGGCUACGUCCCAUCCGAAGCGGCUGGCAUCGCCUUUGUCGUCCUCUUCGGCGUCUCGUCGCUGCUCCACCUCGGACAGACGCUAUGGAGCAGACACUGGUGGACCGUCUUGUUCUUUAUUGGCGGAAUAACGGAGGUGAUUGGGUGGGCGGGACGACUAUGGUCGGCGAAGUGCCCCUACAACACCGACGCCUUUCUGAUGCAAAUCACAACGCUCAUCCUCGCCCCAACGUUCUGGACGGCCGCCCUGUACGUCAUCCUCGGCCGCCUCAUCACCCUCUCCGGCCCUUCGUCCUCCCCGCUCCCCCCGCGCACCUACCUCAUCCUAUUCUGCGGCGCCGACGUCGUCUCGCUCGUCCUCCAGGCCAUCGGCGGCGGCAUGGCUUCGGUGGCCGCCACCGCCAACCCCGCCCGCGACACGGCGCCCGGCACGAACAUCAUGGUGGCGGGCAUCGUGUUUCAGAUGGCCGCCAUCACGGUGUUUUGUGCGUUUUUUGGCGUGUUUUUGAAGCGGACGGCGGCGAUGAGGAGGGGGAAAGCUGGUGGUGGUGGUGGUCAGAGUAGCAGGCGUGUGAUGAUCCUCAUCGUGGCGACGUCGGUGUCGAUUGCAUUCAUAUAUGUGAGGAGCAUCUACAGGACGGUCGAGCUGCUGCAAGGGUGGCAUGGGUACCUCAUCACGAGGGAGGUGUACUUUGUUGUGCUGGACGGGGCGAUGAUGGCGUGUGCGGUUGUGGUGUUCAACGUUGUGCAUCCCGGAUGGUUUUUGGUGGGUGAAGGUGGUGGUGGCGAGGGCAAGAAGAGGGGCGGGAAUGAUGACGAUGAUGUGGACAUGGGAAGUAGGCCGUUUUCGAUGGCGUCGACGGUCGAGGCGGGUAAGGGUGCGGGCGUGGGAGGCAGAAGAGGGGAAGGAGGAACGGACGCUGUCGCCUGA